AGUGUUAGUGAACAAAAAACAAUGACCAGUGAAAUAUCUGUGUCAGAUUGAAUUUGAUAAAUGAGCAGGAAAUAGAAGAGAUACAGAAACCUUUAAGGCCACUGUGGGAACAUCUUAAUAUUGCCGUGUUCUGAGGAUGAACAUUUUUGAUUGGUUAUAUACACAGCAACUGAAAGACCACUGGCUUUGGCUUGCUACCUUCACUCAAUCUCUGUCCACAACCUUUCAUGCUUGACUGCAUCUGCCGAGAGUCUUCCAGGCUGGAGAAGCAUGAACAUCCUUAAGGAACCUGUGUGCUUGGGAAAAUGUGAGCAUGUCUUCUGUCUAGCUUGUGUGGGUGACUGUAUUGGCACAGAAUGCCCAGUGUGUCACACGCCAGCCUGGGUACAAGAUGUGCAAAUAAAUAGGCAGCUAGACAACAUGAUCCAGCUGUGCAGCAAACUGCGACAUCUACUGGGCAAAGACGUCACAGAUUCUGCAGAAGACUUGUUCACAUCAGUAGGUCCUGAUCAUGAAACAAGAAGUAAGAAGAAGCAGAUAAAAAUGUGGUUCAGUCCACGCAGUAGGAAGAUCAGAUGUGUGCUAAACAAUAGUUCCCUUCAGAAGCAGAAUCAACCGGUGACUAAUAGUGGUUGCAUUAACCAAGGCCCAUCUUCUACUUUUGACUUCCUUCCUUCUCCUCCUCAAGAGAAGCCUUCCAAGAUGACCAAGGAACCACCAUCACACAGAUCGAAGAAAAAACUGAAGAAAAAGAGUCUAGCAGACAUCAACAAAGUGUGGGGUAUAGAGAAGGAAAAGCAGAAAGAGGGCAGUGGAAUCAAAGGGGAGACCCAAGAUGAAUUUAAAGAAAAGACUGUGACCUUUUGCAGCCAGUCAUUAGUUCUAUGGAGCCCAGAACCACAUGGUACGGAAGAGACAAUAGGACAGGAGUUUGUAAUGGAAACCGACCUUAAGGAUGGAAGAGAAUCCCACUUGGAAAUGGACACACAAGUAAAACCCACAGAGGAUAAAGAUAGCUCUGCACAAGUUAAUACAAUGAAUGGUUUUAAUACAGAGAAACCUCUGCCAUCAGAAAAUGAAAUUACUCCUUUAAAGCGCGGAAGGCAGCAGUCCAUAUCCCCCACUAUAUCUCAUGCUAAAAGACUGAGAAGAAAUGAUCAGCGUGCUGAUAUGCACUCAGUCAACCAGGGUGUUUGCAAUUCUGAGGUAACUGCCAUGAGCAUUGUUAAAAUCUCUCCAAUUACUGAACAUGGAACUCCAGUUCAUAUCUCUUCUGCAUUUAAACUUACUGAUGGCACCUUAUCAAAGACAAGAAGCUCUGCAAUCUUUCAAGAAAUCAAUAGCCCUUCACUUUCGAAAACUCCCUCUACCCCAUUCACUUCAAAUACUCAUAAUCAAAUGGGAACAACACACAGCCCUUCCCUCUUGAAGAAGUCUCCUAGUAAUAACACAACUACCAAAAGGAAUCACAGAGGAGAGUCCUUGCUCCACGUUGCUUCUAUCAAGGGUGAUGUAUCAGCCAUUGAACACUUACUGAAAAAUGGAGCAGACCCCAAUGUUAAAGACCAUGCUGGAUGGACGCCAUUGCACGAGGCUUGUAAUCAUGGGCACAAGAAGGUGGUGAAGCUAUUGCUACAGCACAGGGCACUGGUGAACACUACUGGGUAUCAGAAUGACUCACCGCUUCAUGAUGCUGCCAAGAAUGGGCAUGUGAGCAUUGUUGAGCUGUUGCUCUCACAUGGAGCCUCCCGGGAUGCAGUUAAUAUAUUCGGUCUGCGCCCUGUGGACUACGCAGAAACUGAAAAGAUGAAGUCUGUGCUAAUGCUACCAAUGAAGAACGAAUCAUAUUCAUUUAGUCAAUGCUCAGAACAAGCAAGCCCAGGCCGCCCUAGAGAAGGACCUGUUGCUCUACUGGGAAGCAGCCUCAAUUCAGAGCAACAAAAAUCACUGAGCAAACUCGCAGCAGUUCUGAAGGCUAGAAAAUGUGUUGAGUUUAACAGCACAGUGACUCACGUCAUUAUCCCUGAUGAUCCAAUGCGAAGUACUAUCAAAGGGAUGCUGGCCAUUCUGGCUGGAUGUUGGGUCCUGAAAUUUGAGUGGGUGAAGGCAUGUUUGCAAAGCAGAAUUCGUGAACAAGAGGAGAAGUAUGAAAUCUGUGGUGGCCCACAAAGAGGCAGACUCAACCAAGAACAGCUGCUGCCUAAGUUGUUUGAUGGUUGCUACUUCUAUUUUUUGGGAACUUUCAACCACCACCAGAAGAGUGACCUCAUAGAGCUGGUUAAAGCAGCAGGAGGACAAAUCCUUGUUAGGCAGCCAAAGCCAGAUAGCGACGUGACACAGACCAUCAACACAGUGGCAUACCAUGCCCAACCUGGUUCUGAUCAGAGUUUCUGCACACAAUACAUUAUCUAUGAUGUGUCUUCUAAGUACAACCCAGAUAAAAUUCGCCAAGGCAAAGUCUGGAUGGCCCCCUCCAGCUGGCUCAUAGACUGUGUGAUGUCAUUUCAGCUGUUACCUGUUACAAAGUGAAUAUCCCGGCAGCAUGAACAAGUUUCUCAAAUGACCUCCGAACCUCUUGAGCAGUUGGAACACACUGCCAGGCAGUCUAGAAUCAAAAGCUAAACCCACUCUUCAUUAUUCACACUUAAAACCACAGUAGAACCUAUUAACGACUGGGAUACUCACUGUGAAUUGCUGAAUUUUGUGAAUAAAUGAACAAGCAAUGAAAAAUAAGGAUAACACAUGAGAAAUGUACUUUAAAUUCCUUUAUUUGACACAGCUCAUUUUCAGUUGUUCUAUUUCAGCAUACUAAUAUAUGUUCCAUAUAGCAUUUUGUAAUUUAUAAUGAAGUCUUUGUAACACGAGACCUUUAGAACACCCUUGGUUGUUCAAACCUUCCCUUCAGAGUGGAUGAGAUCAUCAUUUCUUGUUUGUGACGUAUAAAUUAACAGCGUCCUACCAUAAGUGUCACAUAGUCAGAUUUCCCUUUAAGGCCAAGAAUUAAAAAAUAGGACCCUAAAUGCCUAAAACCAUACUUCAGCAUCUGCCUAAUUUCACUGAGAUAUGAGGUAGCCAUGUGUUCAGCAUUUUUGAAAAUUGGGCAUGUGCAUAAAUACAGAUUUAGGAGUCUAACUUCAGACUUCAAAGUGGUAUUUGCAAAACCACCUAAGUUACUUAGGACAAGUCCCAUUAGACAUUCAAUAGGACUUGUGGUCUUAAGUCACUUAGGCAUCUUUGGAAAAUCCCACUCCUAUAUUUAAAAAUCUUGACCUAACCUAUUCUUAAUGUUUCAUUAAGAGUCAUUAUCAAAACUCAUUCCACUUUCAUACCUGUAAAUAUAUAAUUUAAAAAAAUCCUAGCAAACUAGCAUCUCAUUUAAGAUGUGAUUUUUUU
Messenger RNA from Trachemys scripta elegans, 3393 nucleotides. RefSeq names its product BRCA1 associated RING domain 1 (gene BARD1). NCBI's taxonomy places the organism in Eukaryota, Metazoa, Chordata, Testudines, Emydidae. The transcript is spliced from 11 exons. The record is from RefSeq and is a predicted model, not a curated record. The coding region runs from base 271 to 2529 and encodes 752 amino acids. Gene Ontology annotation, molecular function: protein binding.